AUGCAGUGCUAUGAGCGGCACUCUGUUAGUGAGAACUGCCUGGGGACCAAGGUCCUUUGCGACCGGCAGGGACCCGAGAGUGAGCAAUGCUUUCAAUCUCGGAAACGCCCACAGUUCCAAAUAGGGCUAGAAGAAAACUGCAAGGUCGAUCCCAGUAGAUCCAGCGAAGCCUGUGUCGGGACCGAAGAAUGGUGCGGGAGAGGCCCCAUUGUCAAGAUAUGGGGGUCCAGCAAGAACUGCAUAGACUACCGACACCGAGACGGGACCCAGCAAUCGCAUCCGUGGGAAGAGGGAAGCGGAUGUCACGAGAAGACAGAGGGCUGCCUUGGAACGUUUUCCUGGUGCGCACUUUACUACUGGGCGACUUAUUCGAGCCAAGAGGCCUGUUUCGGCGACCGCAAGCCCCGGCCCACGGACAACAAGAAGGGACCGUGGAAAUUCCCAGACGUUUCCUACUUUGCCGACUCCGAGAUCAGUAGGGGCACUGAGGCCCUAUGCACCGAAAUCAGGAACCCGGAAAUACGGACUAGCUGCUACAACGCUCGGGAGCCGGCACCCUGGAGAUUCCCAUUCUCCGCGGAUUGCCCGGUGACAGGGGAUCUGGAGGAUGAGCGGUGCAUGGGCUCACAAGCUUGGUGUGAGUACCAAAAGGGAAUCUACGGAACACUCGAGGGAUGUCUUUCGAUCCGCCAACGAGCCCCCAAGCACUCCAAUCUCGACUGGAAGUAUGGAGAAGAUUGUGCGAAGCGGUCCGAGAAAUGCCUUGGAACGCUCAAGGCAUGCUCUCUGUUCGAGAGGGCGAGGUUGAAACAAGACUGCGUUGCAGCAAGAUGGAGCCCGGGAUUCAUCCUGCCCAAUUCAAAAAGCUGCAACAAGGAGGGGGAGCCCAACGAGCGUUGCUCUGGGACAUUCGAGUGGUGCGUCGACCACUGGAGCAAGGGGGGCUAUAGCGGCGAGGCGGCAUGCUUCAGCAAGCACGGGUUCGACGCUGUCCGUUUCGAAAAUUCGAUUAUUUCUCUCGUGGCUCCGGCGGUGCAAGAGAAGAUUCUCGACGUUGCGCAAAACGUCACAACCAAGGCCUUGUUCCAGGCGCUAGCCGUCGACGGUCAGUCGCGCCAGUCGGCCAUGAAGUCGACAAAAGAGUUCCUGGCCCAAUAUUUCGAGAAGCUCAGGACGGCCCUGAUGCGAGAGGGGUGGGCCGAGCAGGCUGUCAAGAAGGCUCUUUCAUCGGCCUAG
This is a messenger RNA of Hirsutella rhossiliensis, 1236 nucleotides long. RefSeq lists its product as uncharacterized. NCBI's taxonomy places the organism in Eukaryota, Fungi, Ascomycota, Sordariomycetes, Hypocreales, Ophiocordycipitaceae. The record is from RefSeq and is a predicted model, not a curated record. The transcript has a single exon. The coding region runs from base 1 to 1236 and encodes 411 amino acids.